This is a messenger RNA of Porites lobata, 8810 nucleotides long. Lineage: Eukaryota; Metazoa; Cnidaria; Anthozoa; Scleractinia; Poritidae. The record is from the annotation of a GenBank genome assembly.
AUGGCGUCUUUUUAUAAGAAAUGUUUUCUAGGAUUUUAUGUUGUAUUGUCUUUAAAUGUCACCGUUAUAAUGGCGUCCUUACCCGGUAUGUUAUUCCCUAAAGAUUCGGAGCGUCGGGAAGUGAAAGAUUUGAGCGGUUUGUGGGAUUUUCGAGCCGAUAUGUCGGACAAUAGAAAUGGCGGCUUUGAAAAGAUGUGGUUCGCCAAACCAUUGUGGCAGGUAAGAAUAUGUCUUUCGAUAGGUAAAAACCCAUUUUCAUGAAAGAAAGUUUUUCUUAACUUGAAGGAGAGGUGCUUUUUCAUUAGUUUUGUGGACACUGCAAAAGCGGGAGAUUAUGAUCGUUUGUUCUCCGUCACCACAAAUUUCCUAUUAGGAACAGGAAGAACUUUCAGGGAAUCCCCCUGCGUGCUUUCACCAAACGAUUUUAAAUUUUACAGCUGCUUUUGAUUACUGAAAAAGUUCUGCGUACUUAAAUAGCACUGGAAAAUACUUCGUCUUUUCUUUUGAUUUUGUGUUUUGACCUGUCAUCUUUUGAAACAAACGAGUUAGACGGGUGUUUCAAAUUUGACCAAAUUUGACCGUGAAGAUAAAGGAAUCUCCUUCUUUCAACUAUAAUAAAAAUUCAAGUCUACAGAAUGCGCGUUUUUAUUUUCCAAGAAUGAUUUAAACCAGAAACACGUCAAGCUCUUGGUUACAUGGCAUUAAAUGACAAAUCUUUUCAUAGAUUGAUAUUUAAAUAAUUUAUUACCUUCACGGCAGUUCUCAGUUCUAAAAGGUAGUAUGUUAUAAAUAAGUGAGAGCACAAACUCAUAAGUGAUGGCGCAGUCAGGUCACUAAAAAUAACACAAAUUUAGAACCUUUACGAAAUGUGUUUUUCAAAUGGUGGAUAUAGUAGAGAAUAAUCUGAAGUAAUAAGUUGUAACUUUCAUGCUGCCUCAAAACUCUAGCUUAUUAAUAUUAGGAGGGGUUAAAACCUAAACCGUUUCAGGGAUGUGCAGAUAAAUCGAGCGGAUAGGACUCAGCUUAAGCUUUUAGGGACCGGUCAUUAUUUAUGUGGGGGGGUGGGAGGGUUUUUUUUUUGUUUUAGCAUGAAAGAAAAAACGUGACCCACCCCUUUAAGCCCAUUAGUUAAUUCUUGACCCACCCCCAUAUAACUUUAUAUAAGAGGUGACCCACCCCCAACCCCCUUCAAUCUAGACCUCUAUAAGGAGUUCCUGUUCACUGAAUGAAAUCAGCAUAUCUUGUGGACCAGUGUCCUACUCUGCAGCCAUUUCUUGUUGAUGUGCCUUCUUGUAUUGUUACAGUAUGACUGUCAUCGUCUGACUCACUUUCGCUUUCACUUUCAUCACACAAAACAAGGUCAUUGUCACUGUCACUCUCAUCACUGUCCUCACCAACACUGACGCUUAUUGAUUUCAUUAAUCGAUUAUUGAAAAAAUAAGUUUUGCAAUAUUCAAAUCAAAACCAGUUUAAAAAAAUUUGCUUUUUUAUUGAAGUCAUUGAACAAAAAAUAGUAAUUCAAUUAAAAAACGAAUUUUCAAACUGUUUUUUAUUUGAAAAUUGGAAAAAUUUGAUUUCACUGAAUUGAAUAAUGAAUUCAAUAAUGCAUUAUUGAAACCAAUAAUGAUUUCUAGCUGUUCACGCUUCAGGUAGUAAAAGUUCCAAGACAGUUAUAUUAAGAAAAGGAAGCAUGCAAGCCUUCUCAAAUUAUAGGGCUUAUGUUUAUUUAUUGAUAUUUAGUGCCCACAUCUUUGAUUCUCCAUACUUAGGUGGGAUAGCUUAUACAUGUGACAUCCAGUUGUGUUAUAUUUUAUGUCCAGCACCCCCAAUCAUCGUGAAAUUCUCUUCUGGCCCACCCCUCAGUCUCUAAAAAAGAUAGGCCAGGCCCACCCCACGAUUUUCCCCCCGCCCCACCCCCCCACAUAAAUAAUGACCGGUCCCUUAAUGCAUUUACUUUUGGUUCCCAGUUUUUCUUCUUUAUUAGUUACUUUUUCUGAACUGUCCCUCUUGUAAUAUUUUUAUAUAGCAAUGUAGAACUGUUAGCCUGCGUAGCAAGUGUAUCCGUUUGGUUUCGAAGCAAAGAAAGACCGAGUACGCCAUUUUUCGCACGGUCUUUGACUCUUGUUCCUCGUUCUUUGCUCCUAAACCGCACGGAAACGCUUCCUAUGCAGGCUAUAGAACUGUAUAAUUCCCACACCCUUUUCCUCACAGCUCACUCAUUCUUCGCGUAUGAGGCCCUCUUGGGGGGGGUAGGUAUCUCCCUAGUCUGAAUUUCAAAUACAGUUGUUUUGCAUUUCGAGGAGUUGGCAUGUCCCUGUCGGUAUUUAACCCAUUUUUAUGUUGUUUAUCACCAUUUCAUCUGUUUUAUGUAGCUGUUUCAAGGCCAUGUUGCUCUUCAGAAUUUUACCCUAAUUGUUGGUUUUCACAUGACGUCACUAAAAUUCAAACUAAAAAGCUAUCGAUCCUACCGAGAUUUUACUUUCACGAUGCAUUAGAACAGCUGAAAACUAAAUUUCAUACAAAUUUUUGCUCCAAAAGGGUUCUUGGUUUUGUGAUAGAGUACGCUUGAAUUUCUAAGCUUUUUCGUGACGCGUGAUUUACAUGACGGCCAAGAGAGCUGUCGUGUAGGUUAAAAAAAUGACUUAUUUCAGGAAAUUUUGCUAUCUAAACAGUUCAUGUAUUAGAAAAAGUGUUACUUUAAUGUUUAUGAGUUUCUCGAAGGAUAAAUUCACGCUUUUGUAGUAAAACUCGGUAACAGAUGUUUCCGUUGGUUUCCGUCCGCCAUGUUGGAGCUCAUCUAGGUGAGCACCAGCAUGGCGUCUCCAUACAAAUCUCUAUAAAUUUGGGUAAAACGUUUCUUCGGAUAUCUCGUAUAGGAAAUAUUCCUCUGACCUGAAUCUUGGCGAGGGUCUUUGUAAAUGUACCUCUUUUCAUUUCCCAGCUUCUGGACUUUAUCUAUUGAACGGUUUUGAUUUUUAUUUUGAUCUAUUUUGAAUGGCGUGACAAUGAAAACCAGCAAUAGAGCCUUAUUCAUCCUAUUUACCUCAUCCCUUAUGCUGGCUCCCUUGUUACUCUGGUCAAUCUACAGCUUACCUAUAGAGAGUCUGGAACAAAACAAGAAAAGAAUUUCCAGAAAUCUCAAUUAAUAAUUCUUAUGUCAUCCAGAUAUUGGGUCAGUACAACUAAUUUCAGUAUCAUGUGAUAGUUUCUUUUAAUUCUAUUGACAUUUUGGGUGUCUCAUUUUAUUUCUCAGUCUGGUGAAGUAAUUCCAAUGCCUGUUCCAUCAAGCUUUAAUGAUAUCACUGAAGACCGCAGCCUGAGAGACUUUGUUGGCUGGGUGUGGUAUGAGAAGGAAGUUUAUGUGCCCAGGUCAUGGGAAAAUAAUACCACCAGGGUAGUCCUUCGCUUUGAGGCUACAAACUAUCACACCAUAGUGGUAAGACAUCAAAAAUUGCCACAGAUUUAGGAUUAAAAGUUGUCUGGGCUGGUCUUUAUUUUUUUAAAUUAAAAUAUAUUAUGUUUUUUAUUUUUUGUUAUAUCAGUGGGUCAACAGCAAAGAGGUCAUGACACACUCAGGGGGUCAUCUGCCAUUUGAAGUUGAUGUCACACCCCUUCUCACCUAUGAUAAACCCAACAGAAUCACAGCUGCCAUUAACAACACACUUACACCUACCACCCUACCCCCAGGAGAAAUAAAAUACCUUACAGGGGGAGACUGGUGAGUAACCAAGGUCAUACUUUAAGAAAAAACAAUGAAGAGCCCUAAAAUUCUAAAACUGUGAAAUCUAGUGGGGUGUAAGCAAAAACAAAUGUUUCUUCAUGUCCUAAAGGCAAAAAUAAGCUGCUAGGGGUUUUGUGCAGCAAUACUAACUUGGGUACAGUUAUGGUAACAAAGAGGUAGAUAGGGCAUCUAGAGUAUCUCUAAUGAAAAUUUAUGUUUUGUAAGACGAACGGGAGGAGACUAGAGCCUUGUUCCAGGGUCUCUUCUUCAUCCCAUCCCAUGGGGGCCAUCCCCAAGGGCAAAAGAGAGAGAGAGCAGGUAAGAAGAGAGGUCUCUAUGGGAAUGAGGUGGGGACAAUAGUCAGUGAUGUUAAACAUAGCAUUUAGAUUUUAUUUUUGGAGGGUGGACCAGGGAACUGACCACUAAAAUUUUCUCACAACAAAAAAACCCAACCUUUUCCAAGGAUUACUCACGGCUGACAUUCUUAUGUCUUGUGAGAUGUUUAUAUCCCAAUAAAAUUUAAAAUAUGUUAAAAUAAUUAAUGUACAAGUACAUCAAGGUUUUAUAAACAUUCAUUAUGAUUUAUUCUAGGUAUCCACCAGGAUUCUUCAUCCAAAAGUACUAUUUUGACUUCUUCAAUUAUGCUGGCAUUCAUCGUCCAGUUAAACUCUACACCACGCCAGUAAUCUUCCUUUCAGACAUCACUGUAACAACCUCUUUCUCUGAUAACACGGGUGAGGUCAAAUUCGUUGCUACAGUGUCAUCCAUCAAUUCAGUUUCUCUGCUUCCAAAGGGAGACAUAACUGUGGAAUAUCUAUUACAUGACAAGCAAGGAUUUGUUGUGGCUUCAGCAGGGGGCCCUGAUAUGUUUGAGGGAACACUGUCAAUCAAGAACCCCAUACUUUGGUGGCCUUAUGGAAUGAGUGAUGACCCUGCCUACCUCUACACAUUAAAGGUUAUUUUAAUCUUUUACUAAGAUUCCAAAUAAUAUUUUCAUUACAUUUAGAAGGAAAAAGAUUCUCAAGCAAGGUCAGCCUACAACAAAAUGGUAACCUCAGAUCAGGCUCAAUUUUUGUUUCACUUGGUAGAAAACACCCCAGCAGGGAAGGUGAAACAAACAGAGAUCACAUAAAAGAGAAUUUAUAAGAGCUGCUAAAGCCAGGCCAGAUCUCAGUUUACAGAAUGGAGGAUUCCAUAGCACAAGCUACCUACAUUGUUAUGUGACAUUUUAGUACAGUGAAAAUAAAUAAGAUCAGAAAUAGGGACUAACAAAAUUUUAGGUCCAUAUUUUAUAUUUUGGUGCAGAGUUUCAAGGAUUAUGGAUUUAACUCAUUGGAAGUAAAGGGUAGGGGAAACAAAAGGUUCAGAAUCGUUUGAGCCAUUAAAUUAGUUAUAUCAUUUUCACUUACCUUUACGCUUGUAUACUUUUUCCCCAGAUAAUAACUCGCUCUGCCAUGUUUGUGCUGGAAGAUGUGUAUUAUCUCCCUGUGGGAAUAAGAACUGUGAAGGUUGAUGAAACUAGCUUCCUCAUAAACAACAAACCAUUUUACUUUAAAGGGUUUGGAAAACAUGAAGAUGCUGAUGUAAGAGAAGCGUCUGUUACUCGUAAUUAAAACUAUUUUAGAUGAAUGUUGUAGAUUAUCCAUAUAUUUUUCCUUUUUUAAAAAAGAAAUAGGAAAACGACUUCUUUCCUUUCCCAUUCCUCCAUAUCUGGUUAUCACUGGAAAGCAUGUCUCAAAUUGUAGACUGAGCUGUUACUCAUUCAUGUAACAUAAAAAUUGAAAGAAAGGAGGACAACCAGUGAAUCACUUAACAGGGAUGGAUCCAGGGAAGGGGCCUGGGGGCUCCCCACCCCCCUUAUUUUUAGACCAAACUUAGGCCCGAAAGUCCGAAAAAAAUCUUUUUGAGACGACCCGCCCGUUAUCUCAGGGUCUGGAUAACCGCACUGCCCCGCCCCACCCCCACCACUAUCUGAAGGUCUAGAUCCGCCACUGCUUAAUGGUACAUACAACCCCUUGACAGCUUAAAUUUCAUUUAACUCUUCUGCGUUUUGUUGUCAGAUUCGCGGUAAAGGACUAGACUAUGCAUUAAUAGCCAAGGACUUCAGUCUGCUAAAGUGGCUUGGUGCUAAUAGCUUUAGAACAAGUCACUACCCAUAUGCUGAUGAAAUCAUGGACAUGGCGGACAAGGAAGGAAUUGUGGUGAUCGACGAGUGUCCUGGAGUUGGAAUCAAGCCGUAACGUUUUUUUUUCUAGUACCCAAUUUGUAGUCUAAGAAAAGAGAUAAUGUUUUGUUCAAUUCGAUAGUAUCCACCCACAACCUAACCUAGCGACCUAUCCUUCUUCCUUUAUAAACAUACAGGCUCAAACUCUGAGCCAAACGCAGCCGCUACUCUACCACGUGCAGGGCGUAGAGCACGAGCGACUCAAGGGGCGGGAAAAACAAUAGCACGUGAUUUCAUUGCAGCUACCGCCCUUUUCCUUACCUUAAGCACCAACGGCAUUUUAAAUUGGCCUUGAACGAGUAGCUCUCUUUCAUCAUUCAGAUUUUCUGACAAACUCUUCUCGCUUACUUUGAAUCGUGUAUCCUCUUUUUGUUCUUCAGCUAGGUAUUUUGUUUUGAUGCUUCCUGUUUUUUCUUCCAGAAAUAAUUUAGGAAAAGAAAGUUUGGACCACCACGUUGAAGUGAUGGCUGAACUAAUCCGUCGCGAUAAGAACAGACCAGCGGUUGUUAUGUGGUCGGUAGCCAAUGAACCAUGCACCGACAAACCAUCCUCGGUACCUUACUUCGAGUGAGAACACUUUCCAGAGUAUUUUUCCUGCUAUAGUUUUAAUGAAAGCCGCCUCUUCCAGACAUAUAGUGCGUUUUCCUAUUUUCAUACUACUCAAGCCGAAAAAACGUAUAUUCGUUUCACCAAGACUAUGAAAUUAGGUGUGGCAUAUUAUUAUUAAUUCCAUCGUCCGCUAGCCUGCCUGCAUGACAGGCCUCAAAAGGUGUAGGGUGGGGCAGAAAGGGGAAAAGGGAGAGGAGCUGGGGAUUGGGGGAGAUGACAAGGGAUGACGCUCUCUCCUCCGCCCCAUUUUCCAUUUUUUUUCGGCCUGCCACGUAGACUAUCCAUCCGCUUACUUUUGUCCUUUGUUGUCUCUGUUUGACAGAAAGCUGUUUCAAGAGACGCGCAAUUUGGAUCUCACUCGACCUGUGACAUUCGUUACCAUGUUUAAAGCCUGGAGUGAUAAAGUUGUAAGGAACCGAUGUUUUAAGCGUUAGGCUUUUUAUCACUUCGACUGUGAUGAAGCUUCGAUGUGAUAACAGUAUUUUUCUCCCCAUGGCAUGAACACAGUUUCAAACGAGAACUGGACGGUGAUAGUUAGAACACAUUAAAACUCCAUGAUCGUACAUUUUUAUUCGAGCUGAUGCAAGUGAACACUUUUGUGUAAUAUUAUGAGGGGUAAGAAGAGAGGGCAUAAUUUGUCAAUCCUCCCCUUUGCAUUUGUUUUGUCUCUAAUUCUCUCUUCCUUUUCCAGGUCAAAUUUUGUGAUGUGAUUCUUUGUAACCGCUACUACGCGUGGUACCAUGACUAUGGACAAACGCAGCUUAUCUCCAAACAACUGGAGCGGGAACUUCGAGGCUGGUUUGACGCGUACGGCAAACCAGUUAUUCAAGCUGAAUAUGGAGCCGAUACAGUAGCUGGUAUGCACGUGGUACGUGCUACAUGAUAAAUAUUAGAAUAAAAGCUCCGUCAUCGCUAAAAUCAUGAAAUAGAACUUGUUAAACUACUAGCCUGCAUAACAGGCGUUUUUUUCUCGCUUCAUGUUCAGGGGAGCUAGGAGCGCCAGACACGCGCGACAUGGGGAGGACUCCUAGCUGUUGGUGCUUCGGUGUUUGCAAGCGGAAAAAAGGACGAUGUGAAAUCGAAACAUUUCCACCAGGAACGAAGCGUUCUAUUUAUGAGUCGAACGAAAUUUCCAACAAAAGAAACAAAACAAAACAAACGAAAUCUCCAACAAAAGAAUGCUUUUCAAAUUUCCAAAUUUUCUUGAUUGAAAGUGUUAAAUAUCUUAUUGACGUCGGCUUUAAAUGUUGUUCUCGCUUGCAGGAACCUGCGGUUAUGUUUUCAGAGGAAUAUCAGGUAAGUUGUUUAGAUUUUUUUACACUUCUCUCUCCAAGUCUUCUCUCUGCAUCUAAAUCUAGCUGUAUUUUUGAAAAUGUUACUUCCAGCUCAUCAUUUUUUUGAAGUAAUCAUUAUACAAGUUAAGUAGGCAACCAUUGCUUUUGUUCCUUCAACUUUUCUUUCUCGCAUAAUCUUUAUCCUUUUCUUUCUCACUCAAGCUUUUAGGACUGAAAAAAAUGGAGUUCUGACCUUUGCCAGAUAUUUCUAAUAUAAAUAUUCAACCUUUAAUACUGUUAUUUCCAAUAGGUGGAGUCACUUUUGCAGUAUUUCCCAGUGUUUGAUAAACUAAAGAAAGAGUUUUUUAUUGGAGAGAUGAUCUGGAACUUUGCUGACUUUAUGACGCAGCAAGGUGAGUGAACAAUGACCAAUCUUAUCCUCGGGAUCUUGGUAGCAAUGUCUUUGUGUUUCAGUAAUUGAUCCUUUAAUAGGUCAACAUACGAGUCCUUCAAGCUUGUGGUUUUCCGCUGAUUCCCCCUAAGUCCUAACCCACUUUCCAUUAUCGUCAUACUUCCCCCUUUGAUUCUAAUAAAAACUGGACUGGUACCCAUGCACUGAAGUAGCCUAUGGUUGGAAUUGUCUACUGUGCUUUAAAAUUCUCCAAAAAUAAAAGCUUGAAAAUAUCUAACCAGCAUAUGGUUUUAAACCGCCCUCUUGCUGAAUCUACAUAAUUUGUUUCUUAAAGGUACCACAAGGGUGGUUGGCAACAAAAAAGGAAUCCUAACACGUCAGAGACAACCAAAGGCCGCUGCUCACUUGCUGCGCCAGCGAUACCUUAACAUUACUUUAGAGAGGGGUGGCUCGAAGACUGGAGACGAGUUGUUGGACACACUCCUUCGGUUUGAAAGUCGCAAUCCGCAAAAUGUUGCUCAAACGCCCACGCAACAAGAUUAUCUUGCGCAGCCACUGGUGUGAAGGAAC